Mytilus trossulus (common blue mussel) is the source of this 486-nucleotide messenger RNA. Its product is annotated as serine protease inhibitor Cvsi-2-like. The record is from RefSeq and is a predicted model, not a curated record. Bases 69 to 419 code for a protein of 116 amino acids. NCBI's taxonomy places the organism in Eukaryota, Metazoa, Mollusca, Bivalvia, Mytilida, Mytilidae. The transcript is spliced from 4 exons.
ACAGUAUAAAUAUAAAGUUAGAAUCAUUCCUUUACACAUUUGAUAUUGCAUUCAACUACAUUAGAAAAAUGAAAUCCAUUAUCAUUCAGUUGUGUGUUUUAAUGGGCAUGGUGACAAGCAAAGAAUUUUGCAGUUUGGAUGCAGAUUGUAAUAUAACUAAAUGUAAAGACAAUAUCACUGUACAAUGUCUGUACGGGAGCUGUAGCUGUGUUGAAAGUACUCCCCAUGCAUGUACCGGUUUGUUUGAUUGUUUAACAAACAUUUGUACAAAUGGCGGAAUUGGAACGUGUGUUGAAUCAAAGUGCAUUUGUGUACAUAAUCAAGCAUGUACCAGUGUUGAUGAAUGUUCGACCUUAUACUGUAAUACUGGAAGUGUAAAAAAAUGUAUUAAUUCAGAGUGUAUUUGUGUAAUCCAGUGACCGGAGUUAAAUAUCAGUUGUUGUCAGACAACAAAGAGUAGCGUACACUUUUUGAACUCUAGUGUAA